AUGGCACAAAUACUUCAUCGGUCAGGACGAGAUGUUCUACAACGUCUGAACCAAACGCUACUACAAAUCGACCCAUACAUUCUCCCCCCUUACCCCAACCUUUCCAUUGUUUCAGGACCACUCGAUCCGCCUCUGCUGCGAUUAACACUUUCGCAACUACUAUACCAACAAGUCGAAUUAUAUCCAACAAACGAGGCUGUCAUAAUACCGUGGACGAGUGCACGAUGGACGUACCAAAAACUAUGGGACGAAUCCAGCCUGCUUGCGCGAGCACUUUUGAAAUAUAGAGUACGACCACGAGAUCGCGUUGGGAUCAUGAGUGGGAAUUGCGAGAGGUAUAUCGCGCUCUUCUUUGCUUGUGUGAGGGUUGGUGCGAUAUGCGUCACUCUAAACAACACAUACACGGCGACUGAGACGGAGUAUGCACUGAAGCACACUAAGUGCCAAAUGCUUUUCACGUCGCCCAUGAUAGCGCGUUUCGAUAAUGGACCGCUCCUCGAAAGACUACACGAAGAGGACCUACACUUAUCCUUGCCAGACUUGAAGGCUGUGUGUCUUGUACGCGGGAACGAUGGAUUCAUUGGAUAUGAGGAGUUCAUACAGGAAGCGCAGAGCAUACCCGAUCAUAUUUUGAACAUCCUUGACUGCAUGAUAAGUCCGUACGAUGUCGCGAAUCUGCAGUUCACGAGCGGUAGUACUGGCAAUCCGAAAGCUGCCAUGUUGACGCAUCAUCCCGUUCCGCGCUGGUUGAUGGAGCGCAUGGUCCAAGAUCUCGGCAUGACAGAUUUCACAUCCAGCUACGGCCUCACGGAAGCGUCGCCGACAGUUUUCAACGCACAUACCACAGACUCACUGCACGCGCGCCUUACAACCGUCGGUACCGUGUUGCCCCAUGCGCGCGUCAAGAUCGUAGACCACCAAGAUCGCGUCGUGCCUAUCGGUGUCAGAGGCGAAUUGUGCGUCACAGGCUAUCAAGUAUGUCACGGCUAUUGGGAGAACGCAGAGAAGACGGCAGAACUGCUUGUACGAGACAAGCAGGGCGAGCUGUGGCUGCACACGGGCGACGAGGCGGUUCUCGACGUCGGCGGAUACUGCACCAUCACUGGUCGUUUCAAGGACAUCAUCAUCAGAGGCGGCGAAAACAUUUACCCCCUCGAGAUCGAAGAACGUCUAGUCCAACACCCUUCCAUCGCGCGCGCAAUCGUCGUCGGCGUAUCGCAUCCUCGCUAUGUCGAAGUCCCUGCCGCAUUUCUCCUCCGUGAAGAAGGUACGGACAAGCUAUCUCUUGAUGAGGUCAGGAGUUGGGUACGGAAAGUCCUGGGCAGACACAAAGCGCCCAUGCACCUGUUUUGGCUCGGUGAAAAUUACAGCGAUGAAGUGCCGCUCACGGGAAGUGGCAAGAUCAAAAAAUUUGUGUUGAGGGAUGUCGCAGAGGGGUUGUUGAAGAACAGGUGA
Molecule: messenger RNA, 1455 nt
Organism: Pyrenophora tritici-repentis Pt-1C-BFP
Lineage: Eukaryota; Fungi; Ascomycota; Dothideomycetes; Pleosporales; Pleosporaceae
Source: RefSeq, a predicted model, not a curated record